AUGGAGAGCACGCAGUCGUUCGUCACCGCCGAGGAGGGCGACUCCAGGAAGAAGCGCGGCCGCUUGAUGGGCAAGCUGUUUGGCAAGGACCGCAAGGUCGACGACGGCGCCAACGCCGCAUCCGUCGACGCCUUUCUGCACAGCUCGAUCGACACCCUCAGCAUCUCGCAUCCGCCGCCGUCGCAGUCGCCCCAGGUCUCGCUGUCGCUGCCCAAGCUCGACACCAGCAUCCCUCGCUUCCCCCAGGCGCAGCAGAAUCGCUCCCAAGCUGCAGGCGGCGGCAACGAUGUCCGAUCCCCACGGCGAAGCCCACGGCCGAGCAGACGCGGACUCACAGUCAGGUUCGACGAAACAUGCAUCGAAGUCAUUGGCGAGGGCGGUGACGAGUCCGAGAUGCCUACCAUGGAGAUAUCGAAAAGGAAGAAGGAGCGCAAGCAGCCUCCCCCGCCGACACCGCCUCAGGCCCGGCCCAGGCCGUCCCCGAGCUUGCCCUCCUACUCCAACAGCGACCUGUCCUCCUCGCAGGACGACUUCGUACCCAAGCCCAUCUCCCGAACGCAGACCGGCUACUCGGCCAAUUCAUCCCAGCUGGAGCCACAGAACCCUGGCAGGAACCAGUCUUCUGGCUUCUUGGGAGUGUCGAGCAACAACAACACUGAUGAGAACAGAAAGUCCUUCAUCGAGAUUCACCAGGCGCAGAUGGCGCUGGCCGAGGGAAGGGCCUUUGCCAAGGCUGCCCGCACCGCCAGCGCUGCUUCCGAGCACGACUGGGGCGAGAGGAAGCUGCCCCCAUCCCGCGAGCUAAACGAUUCUCCAGAGCCUACGUCUCCCGAAGCCCAGGCCAGGCCGACUGCCGACUACAGCCCGGUUACCUCCAUAUCUACGAGCUCUGGCAACUACCCGUCGCCGAGCAAUCAGACUGCGCAAACGUCGCUGCGUGACAACAAUUCCCGGCGCCCAAGCGGCAGCUCCCAGAGCGACCCCCCGCCUCGCGCUAUCCCGUCCAUGGCCUCGAGAGCGCUCUCGGUGCGAGUCACCGACGCUGUGGCCGGCUCUGAGGCUCUCAAGACCUUUGUCGCCAGGAGCAGGCACCUGUUUGCGCUGUUUCGGCUGCAUGCUGAGCAAGUACGAACCCUCUCAUCUUGCUCCCAGUCGCAGCUUGCGCGAGGAAGCCUCUGGUGGUUUCUCAAGGGUAGGAUGGGCCUCGAGGCCGCUAUUCGCGACCGACCUACUUCUCCCCAGUCGCAGAUGCAGCUCGAGCUGGACCGGCAACAGGCGCACUCCAAUCUGGCCAAGUCGUACUGGCUCUGCCAGGAAGUCCUACCCGACCUGAUUGAAUCUCAAGGACUGGAUCCCGACCCCGAGGUCGCUGACGUAGCCAAAAGCGUGGUGACGGCCCUGACGAAGCUGGCGGUCUCGAUGAAGCGAAAUCAAAUCCUGCCACCCGAAGACGCCGUGCUGCCGCAGACCAUUGACAAGUCCAUCUGGGUGGAAUAUCCUCCCCUGAGCCAGGACAUGAUCGCUCUGCUGACGGGCAACUGGGGCGGUGGUCUGACGGCAAUGCAGCACCCCAUGACCUACCUCGAGCUGCUGGAUGCCUUCCCGGUCGGCGACACGGCCGAGACGUUUUGCUACGGCAGAUUGCCGGCCGAGGUGUUCCUCAUGGAGCAAGGCAGAGAGAACAAGUCGCUGCGCUUCCCUUGCAUGCUGUCUCUGGUCCGGCCCACCAAGCAGAACGGACUCAUCUUUGUGCUUUCGAGCCAGGACGGCAACAUCCAGCUGCCGAUCCAAGAUCGGACGAGCAAAGGCGGGCCCAGCUGGGAGGACAUCCGCUGGAGGCCCGAGACCUCUUCCUUUGACCUGCGCCUGCCCCGCGGCUUCAAACUGGCCGUGCAGCUGACGCAGAGCGACUACAGAAUGCUUUACAACAUGUACGACUACGCCGCGAAGCUCCAGCAGACGCUCCAACCGCGACCCGACGAGCAGGUCGUGUUUCGAAACACGCUCCGAUCAUUCCAGUACCUGGAUGCGGACCCCAACUCCCGGGCGUUUCCCAAGGAACCCAUCAGUUCUUGCGACGUAGCCCUCUUUGAAAAGCUCCGCAAGGACAACGGACCGCAGGGACAGCGAUGCUGGCAUACCGGCUUCCGCAUUGCAGUCGUCACAGGACCAAAGACGAGGACGGCGUGCGGAGUGUCUCACACCUACCCCCCACCGCUGCCGGUGCAGUUUGGCUUCUUCAGGGCCGAAGGAGACCUGCCCGCCUUUUCAGUCAAGUUUGAGAAUGGCCGGCAAAAGGGCCGCAUGGUCAUGGUGUUUGGCGACGAAAAGGAACGCGCUCGCUUCCACUCGCUGCUUACCGGGACGUCCAUUGAGCCUGGCGAGAAGGUCUUUACGGACGUGCCGGUCUCCUCCGUCACCAUCGCCCAAAGCCUUCGCGAGCCGCUUGGCAUGGCGCCUUUCAGCCGGCUGCAGUGGAAGGCAGGCAGGGUUGUCAAUGACGAGUACGGCGCCGAGGGGGAUGCGGCCCCCACCGUGCUCGCAGACAGGCUGAGGAUCAUCCUGGAGCAUCAGUACGGCACCAUCACCGACAGGAUCAACGUCGAGCCCGGUGAGCUGCGGAUGCGCCUGGAGGUCAGCAAUGCCAAGGUGCUCAAGCUCUUGCGCCAGCCGCAGCAGGACGUGACGAUUGCCAUUGCCGAGUCGCAAGUGGGCAAGGACGUGCCGCGGAACAUGUACGACUCGCUGCAGCUCAUCCGGCUGAAUCAGACGAUCCGGUCCAUCGAGUUCAACAACCUCAAGGACCUCCACGCCUUCCAAUACGCAGUCUUUGGCUUCGAGGUCAUCUUCGACGCGCUGGCGGUCACGUUCGCCAUUGCGCGGCGCCGCAUGGUUGUGCCCAUUCACAAGAAGUGGGAGGCGGGAUACACCAGAAUCCAGGUCAUUAAGCAGGAGGACAAACAGCUGCAGCUCCUGGCAUUCUUUGAAGACUUUAGCCACGGGCACUGCAUGAAUUUCGUGCUCAAGGGCACCGAUCUCUACGAGGCCUUCCACAGAGGCAGCAAGUCGGGUAUUCGCUUCGUCGAUGCUAAAUUUCCGCUACCGCGGCUGCCAGCCGACAAGGACGGCGACUACGACGACAUGGCCUUUGUCUGCCUGGAUCUUCCGGACCUACCGGGCGAGCACGACGAUAUCUCCAUCAUGUUUGAGAACGAAGAAGACCGAGACCGUCUUGCUCAAGUCCUUCCAGCCCCCAUCAAAGGUUCCUCGAGAAUCUCACGAAUGAAAUGA
This is a messenger RNA of Trichoderma citrinoviride, 3291 nucleotides long. RefSeq lists its product as hypothetical. NCBI's taxonomy places the organism in Eukaryota, Fungi, Ascomycota, Sordariomycetes, Hypocreales, Hypocreaceae. Bases 1 to 3291 code for a protein of 1096 amino acids. The record is from RefSeq and is a predicted model, not a curated record. The transcript has 3 exons.